This is a messenger RNA of Erinaceus europaeus (western European hedgehog), 2670 nucleotides long. RefSeq names its product leucine rich repeat transmembrane neuronal 1 (gene LRRTM1). Gene Ontology annotation, molecular function: protein binding. The record is from RefSeq and is a predicted model, not a curated record. The transcript is spliced from 2 exons. Bases 737 to 2305 code for a protein of 522 amino acids. NCBI's taxonomy places the organism in Eukaryota, Metazoa, Chordata, Mammalia, Eulipotyphla, Erinaceidae.
UCCGAGGAGGAGGGGAGGGAGCCUGGAGCAGGGAAGGAGCCCUGCGCCCCGCGCCUCAGUGCGCUGCCUUGAGCCCCUCAAUGCACCCCUCCGUGCGCCCGCCGGCAUGAGCGAGCCGCUGCCCGGCUACCCCGGGCACGAAUGGCAGGCGGCCUCCGCCAAGGGCCAGGUGCUGCCGCCCCGUGGUCCUUUUCAAUGACGGGCAUCCAGCAGACCAGCAAGUCCUGGGGAGCCGCGAGCCCAGGCUCCGGAGUCCCCCCCAGCGCGCCACAGACCGGACUGCAGAGCGCAGGGACAGCGGCAGCAGGGCGCAGACCCGACCCAGCGUGGAGGCGGGAAAGUUGCGGGUCCUGGGAGUCGCCCGCCCCGGCAGCCCCGGCAGCCCUGGCCCGGCUGCAAAGCCACAUUGUGCGCCUGCCAGAGUGCCGGCCGGGAGCACAGAGGGGGCUUCUCUCGCGCUGCAUCUGAUUAGCCCGCACACAAAGGGAGCGGCUGAAUGGAGCUUGUCACUCUCUGGAAAAGGGUGGGUAAGGCACUUUCUAAUUAAAUUCUUUCCCGGAGAUUUUUUUUCCCUCCUCCCUUUUGCUGCAGCAUCUAACAUGGACCCACUCACCAUCUCUUUGAUGUCUCCAUGGCUGUGAACUUUCUAUGCCGCCCAGGCUUCUGCAUGUCUAGAGAUUUCUGACCGAGCGCUUCCAAUGGACAUUCUCCAGCCUUUUUGGAAAGAUUCUCGCUAAUGGAUUUCCUGCUGCCGGGUCUCUGUCUAUACUGGCUGCUGAGGAGGCCCUCGGGGGUGGUCUUGUGCUUGCUGGGGGGCUGCUUUCAGAUGCUGCCCGCCGCCCCCAGCGGGUGUCCGCAGCUGUGCCGGUGCGAGGGGCGGCUGCUCUACUGCGAGGCGCUCAACCUCACUGAGACGCCCCGCAACCUGUCGGGCCUGCUGGGCAUGUCCCUGCGCUCCAACAGCCUCUCCGAGCUGCGUGCCGGCCAGUUCGCUGGGUUACUGCAGCUCACGUGGCUCUAUCUGGAUCACAAUCACAUCUGCUUGGUGCACGGGGACGCCUUCCAGAAGCUGCGCCGAGUUAAGGAGCUCACCUUGAGUUCCAACCAGAUAGUACAGCUGGCCAACGGCACCUUUCGGCCCAUGCCCAACUUGCGCAGCGUGGACCUGUCUUACAACCAGCUGCAGGCGCUGGCGCCAGACCUCUUCCACGGGCUGCGGAAGCUCACCGCGCUGCACCUGCGGGCCAACGCCCUCCAGUUUGUGCCGGUGCGCAUCUUCCAAGACUGCCGCAGCCUCAAGUUCCUGGAUCUGGGAUACAACCAGCUCAAGAGCCUGGCGCGCAACUCCUUUGCCGGCCUCUUCAAGCUCACAGAGCUGCACCUGGAGCACAACGACCUGGUCAAGGUUAACUUCGCCCACUUCCCGCGCCUUGUCUCCCUGCAUUCCCUGUGCCUGAGGAGGAACAAAGUGGCCAUCGUGGUCAGCUCUCUGGACUGGGUCUGGAACUUGGAGAAGAUGGAUCUGUCGGGCAAUGAGAUCGAGUACAUGGAGCCGCACGUGUUCGAGACUGUGCCGUACCUGCAGUCCCUGCAGCUGGACUCCAACCGCCUAACCUACAUUGAGCCCCGAGUCCUGGACUCCUGGAAGGCGCUCACGAGCAUCUCUCUGGGCGGGAACCUGUGGGACUGCGGGCGCAAUGUGUGCGCCCUGGCUGCCUGGCUCAGCCACUUCCAGGGCCGCUCCGAUGGCAGCCUGCAGUGCGCCAGCCCCGAGUCAGCACAGGGCGAAGACGUGCUGGACGCUGUGUUCGCUUUCCACCUGUGCGAGGACGUGGACGCGGAUGUGGCCGAGCCCACGAGUGGCCACCUGCUGUCCCCAGCCACCAACCACAGCGAGCCAGGUGUGUCCUCCACACCCGCCGAUGGCAGGGACAAGCCACUUCCAGACAGCAGCCUGGAGCCAGCCACUGUGCCAUUCCCAGGCGGCAAGCAAGAGAACGCUGUGCAGAUCCAUAAGGUAGUCACGGGCACCAUGGCCCUCAUCUUCUCCUUUCUCAUCGUGGUCUUGGUGCUCUAUGUGUCCUGGAAAUGCUUCCCUGCGGGCCUCAGGCAGCUCAGACAGUGCUUCGUGGCACAACGAAGGAAGCAGAAGCAGAAGCAGACCGUGCACCAGAUGGCUGCCAUGGCUGCCCAGGAAUACUAUGUGGACUACAAGCCCAGCCACAUCGAGGGGGCCCUGGUGAUCAUCAAUGAGUAUGGCUCCUGCACUUGCCACCAGCAGCCAGCUCGUGAGUGCGAGGUGUGACUGUUCCAGAGGCUCCAUCCCUGCCUACACCACCAAAAACAAAAACAAACAAACAAAAAUGCCACCUGGCAGCUAGGCUGGACCCCUAGUCUCUGCUCCUUGACUGACUGGGAGGGGGCCUCUCCCAGACACUUCCCAUUUUAGCUUUAUUGUGUCUUACAAAUAAAACACAACAACAACAACAAAAGCCCCACCUUCACCACCUUCAGAACAGUCUAUCUUAAAAUUUCAUAUGAGAACUCCUUUCUCCCAUUGAAGACCUGUCCAUAUUCAGGAAUCUGAGAGUGUAAAAAAAGGUACCAGUCAUUGAUUUUUUUUUUUUGUAAACUACAAUGUUUAAAAUAAAAUAGCAUUUACAGUUUUUA